AUGGUUGUAGACGAAGUAAGAUUAGACCAUGUUGGGUUAGAACAAACGGAAAUACACGUAGCUGGUGUCGACCAGUCGGCAGCAUUGCGAUAUUUCAACGAUGUAAAGACAUGGCUUGAAGCAGAGUUUUUCUGUCGGUCAUUCGGAACCAGUGGAUGUAUGGGUGGCCAGACCGGUGGACAGGCUCAUCUUGUUUCUAUUCACUCAAAGGAUGAAAAUGAUUUCUUAUUUUCAUAUUUCGAUACGGUCAGAAAUAGACUACCGCCCUCUAUCGGCCCAAUCAGGGAUGAGCGUCUAUGGCUCGGUUUGAGUGACAAAAAGCAGGAAGGAUUCUGGACGUGGUCGGAUGGAUCAAGUCUUGACUUCGCCAACUGGAGAGCCGGCGAACCCAACAACAACGGUGGCAACGAGGACUUCGCGCAGAUGAGCGUCGAGAUCAACCACGAAGGGAAAUGGUUCGAUAUGACGGACGCGCACGGGGACUACAUUGUCCAUUUCAUCUGUAAAAUGGCUCGAUAAAAGUAGUUCCGACCUAAAGAAGACUUUAGCGAGUUUUCACAAUCGCGACGGGGACGGAUUCUACAACGGUAGAACAUCUUUUUGAAUUUGUCCGCCAAAUCGCAAUGAACAGCUUAGAGGUCUUUGUCGAAAAUUGGUGAACGGGGAAAGCUGAUCGUCCUAAAUUUCGGAGCUGACGAAAAAUUGCAGUAUCUCGUUCGUCCAGAGUCCAGGACAAAACUGUUUCGAUUCACCGAUUUUCGACAGACUGCUUUGUCAUGAUGGGCUUUUGACAGUAGACGUUCUAUGUUGUAGAAUCCGUCCCGUCGUGAUUGCGAAAACUCCGUAUACUAUGAAUACAUAGUCCGUUCCAUUAGGGAGCUCACGAUCAGCAACGGUACCUGUUUUGGAGACGGUAGCUUGGAGAGCUGUCAAAAAUGUAAUCGAAUAUCUCUUCUGCGCAUGCGGAGAUGCUGAAUGCUUUUCGUCUUUUAAAUGAUUUCUAUGACAUGAUCAUUCAGAAUGAUCAGCCAAAAUUGGUUUUGUGGAAAGAACAACUCGGUUCUCUUUGGAAAGCCCACGCGUACAGGACAAGUUCAAUCCAAAAAUAAGUUAAUGAAUAAAGAAUAAAAAGCAAAAUCCAACAAGCUUAUACUGACAUUUUCAUCAAAAUCGGAUGUAAGAUAAGAAGUUACGACAUUUUAAAGUUUCGCUUAAUUAUUGACGGACAUCAUCGACUCUCUCAUUUGCAUGUUACUGAGUUGUGCAUAUAAAUGUUCUGUGAAAAAAUAUUCAUAUAUCUGAACUGUCAUUAAUUUAUUUCACAUCCGAUUUUGAUGGAAUUUUCAGCAUUAUGCCUCUUCGAUUUGUCUGGAUUGAUCGAAAUAAACAAUUUUCUGGGAUGAACCUGACCUUUCAAUUAUGAAGUCAAAUUAUUGACCGUAAAACCGUUAUGUAACUUAUUUUGUGUUUAAAACUGACACCCCUCCCCCAUCACUUGUUUCCGCUUGGUACUGAAUUGAAAUUGGAAUAAAUCUAGGUCGUGAUAAUGAUGUUUAUUUCCUUUAAUGAAUUUCACUUUUCGUCAGGCGUAUCAUAAUAUUUGAUUCCGAUUAUUUUUUACAAUAGUUUUGUUAACAUGUUUCAAAUAAACAAAUUAGUUAAAUAAUCUAGUACUUGAAUAUGUAGUAAAUGGACAAGAUAUAUAUUCUGAAACGGUGGCGAAAAUAUUUGUUCAGGUAGAGUCUGGUACCUAAGGUCGUUGAAGAAUUGGUGCAAUAUAUAAUCUUUAAUAUAAUUCAGUGUGCAAUAAAGUGUGCAAUACAAGUUCAAGUAUUCGUUAUCAUCAGGGCAUUAAAUAACACAAUAAAUGUACCACGAUACACAAAUUAUUUAUUUGGUUUCCAUUUUAGUUUCACUUACUCUCCUAAAAACUAACGAAGUAGAAUGCAGAAAUGUCAUCAUAUAUAUAAUUAGCAUAUCGCUGUUUGUAUAAAUUGUGUCCCAAUUUGUUUUCAUAUUACGAAUGAUUCAUGCCGAUUAGCAAAUUCCCUUUCUUUACAAAAAAAAAAAGUUUAUGGAUAGAAAAAAAAAGUUGGUCAUGUUUGUAGCAUAAUAUAUCUUGUAAAAUAUAGAUGCAUAUUUGAGUAUAUUGUGUAUUACCCCGGAGCAUAAAAUUCACCCGUCUUCUUUAAAAAAAAAUUGACAUAUAUUACGUUUCCAAAAAAAUGAAUGCUCGAAGCAUAAUAUGGAUAUCUUAUUUUUUUUAAUGCAAAAAUAUGAAUGUACGGUAUGUCACCUGCAUAACAAGGUACCCUUUUUCUUUACAAAAAAAUGUACAUUUAUGUAAAAAGGAAUGCUUGUAGCAUAAUAUGAAUAUCUUGUAAAAUAUCGAUGCAAAUUUCAAGUGUA
Messenger RNA from Lytechinus pictus (painted urchin), 2409 nucleotides. Its product is annotated as echinoidin-like. Bases 1 to 519 code for a protein of 172 amino acids. The record is from RefSeq and is a predicted model, not a curated record. NCBI's taxonomy places the organism in Eukaryota, Metazoa, Echinodermata, Echinoidea, Temnopleuroida, Toxopneustidae. The transcript has 3 exons.